AAUUUUAACCUGUUAAAUAAAUAACAAAAUUUUCAGGAAAAAUGUUUUUUUCUCUCUUUUCUAGUUUGCCAAAACCUUUGCUAAUAGGAAGUGGUUUAGCCGCAGCAUUUGGUGCUAGUGUAUUACUUAAGUAUACCAAAAUUUCAUAUUUCUAUUUCCAACCUUUUUCUUUGGGACUGUUAUUCAAAUAUCAACAAUAAAGUAUAGAUUAUUCUUUCAACGGAACUAUACUUCUUUUUAAGUUAAGAUUCAAAUACUUUUGAAAUGCCCAUCAGCUCCCUCAUAUCAUGUUUUGUAUAAAAGUGUAGAAUCACUUAUUUAAUGUAGAACGGAACUUAGAAAAGAAGAUACCUCCAAUAAUAUUCAAGAAACCAGUGGGGGGGCUAAAUACAGCAGUGAUGUUAUGAUUGAAAACAAAGUGGUUAUUAUCACUGGAUCUAAUACAGGAAUAGGGAAAGAAACAGCAAGAGAUCUAGCUGGGCGUAAAGCUAAAGUUUAUAUGGCUUGCAGAGACAUGAAAAAAUGUGAAGCUGCCAGGGAAGAAAUCGUAUUAGAAACUGGAAAUAAAUAUGUAUAUUGCAGAAAAUGUGACUUAGCAUCAAUGGAAUCUAUUAGGAAAUUUGUAAAGCAGUUUAAAAAAGAAGAGAAACGCUUAGAUAUACUCAUAAACAAUGCAGGUGUUAUGAGGCCUCCUUAUUCUAAAACUCGUGAUGGUUUUGAAUUACAGUUAGGUGUUAAUCAUAUGGGUCAUUUUCUAUUAACUAAUUUAUUAUUAGAUAAUUUGAAACAAAGUUCACCAAGCAGAAUAAUCAAUAUAUCUAGUAUAGCUCACAUGAGGGGAAAAAUAAAUAAAGAGGAUUUAAAUAGUGAGACCAAAUAUGAUGAGGCAGAUGCUUAUGCUCAAAGCAAAUUAGCAAAUGUAUUAUUCACCAUUGAGCUAGCUAAAAGAUUGGAAGGUACUGGUGUUACAGUUAAUGCUGUACACCCUGGUAUUGUUGAUACAGAAAUAAAUAGACACAUGAGCUUUUAUAAUAGCUGGGUGUCAACAAUCUUUAUAAAACCUUUUGUUUGGCCAUUCAUUAAGAAUCCUAAACAAGGAACUCAUACAGUAAUUUAUGCUUCAUGUAAACCAGAAUUAGAGAAAGUUAGUGGAAAAUAUUUCAGUAAUUGCGAGGAAAGUGAAGUGUCAGAUCUUGCAAAAGAUCAAUCACUUCAAAAAUGGUUAUGGGCUGUCAGCGAAAGAUGGACAAGGUUGAAUGAAACUAAAAAUUAGAAUAUAAAUACUGUAUUUGUAAAUAUUAUGUAAAUGAAUAUUAAAUUUUUAUGUUUU
This is a messenger RNA of Harmonia axyridis, 1330 nucleotides long. RefSeq names its product retinol dehydrogenase 13-like. Lineage: Eukaryota; Metazoa; Arthropoda; Insecta; Coleoptera; Coccinellidae. The record is from RefSeq and is a predicted model, not a curated record. The coding region runs from base 404 to 1273 and encodes 289 amino acids. The transcript is spliced from 6 exons.